Molecule: messenger RNA, 4552 nt
Organism: Cryptococcus deneoformans JEC21
Lineage: Eukaryota; Fungi; Basidiomycota; Tremellomycetes; Tremellales; Cryptococcaceae
Product: DNA replication helicase dna2, putative
Exons: 13
Coding region: 92-4339 (1415 amino acids)
Biological process (GO): replication fork reversal
Cellular component (GO): cytoplasm
Molecular function (GO): 5'-flap endonuclease activity; single-stranded DNA helicase activity
Source: RefSeq, a predicted model, not a curated record
UUGUUCUUCUUCUUACUGUUCGCCGGCCUCUUGACAUCUUGAAUCAGCAGCAUCUUGAAUCGGCCAUUUUUGUGCCUUGGAUAGGCUCAUAAUGCCUCUUUUCCACAGUGGGGGAGUGAAACCUUCCGCAAAGAACCCUGCACCUUCGAAUACUCCCCGACACAAGACGCGUCCGAAUGAUGAGAAUCAGCGCGUCCCUAACGAGCCCCGCAAGCAGUCAUGCCCGAAAGAAACUCUUUUACAAGAAAAAAAGCAACAUGAUGUUCCGAAAACGCCCAAGAAGGCUCGGAAUGAGUCGAAGAGCGAUGAACAAUCGAUGAUGGAUGACUUGCUCGCAGGUCUUGACGCGUCAGUUUUCGAGUGGGGCCGGACCCCAUCGCAAGGUUCUCAGUCAAGAUCAACGCGACCUCCACAACAUUCUCCUCUCAAAGAAAAAAAGCGGAGAUCCCCAAACAUAUCUCUUGAUGAUCAGAUGCCUCCGGCGAAGAAAGCGAAACCCUUAUCACCGAAGAAAGUGGUGGCGCUUGGUAAUCCUGACUUAAAACCCUCCAGGGUUAUCCCAAAGAGUCCUACCAAACCCAUGACGGGGAAAGAGAGGAAUAUCACCUCAGCGUUUAGAUCGACGACGGUCAAGCAAGAGAGAAUUGGUUCUCCGGCCAACGUUGAGCGAAUGAUUCCUUUGGUAGACGUCAAGCGCGAGUCAUCACCUCUCGAAGCCAAGUCCGAUGAAAUCGUCGAAGCAGAUGUAAAACCCGUUGUGGAACCCACGGAGGCAUUGGAUGGUAUGAAGAAAGAGUCGCCUGAUAUAGAUGACGAUGAUAUGUUUGAAUUUGACUUCAACAUUGAAGAUCUUGGCGUGACGGAAGAAGAUUUAUUGGCAACAGUCCCUCCACCUAAAAUAAAAUACCCAGUCCUCCACCCCUCUGUGCCUCCUGCUCCCCAAGGGUAUGCUCCUACGCCAUGGGCCAGAUGCAUUGUUGAAGCUGUAUUUGGCGGUUUGUUAUUCGAAGACGGUGUUAUCCCUUCGACGAGUGAGCUUGACAUAAUGAGUGUUGUUGAAGUCUCUUUUGCCAAAACUCUCGUAGUCACUCUAACGGACGGAGGUGCUCGUGGAGUAGUACACCUCAAAGAUCGGUGGGCCGAUACUGAAGUAAGGAAAGGCGACAUCAUCAACAUCGUCUCUCCCUUACUAGCAACUCAAACCACCAAGCCAAUCUCGGUAACCUUCAAAGACCCGUCUACCUUUUUAAUACAUCAUCCCGACCUUAUGAUCACCAUGACCUCUAUUGCCAACGCCAUGCCUUGUCCCCGUAAACCUGUCAUCCAAUCACUUAUCCGAACGCCAGGUCCACCUACGAAACCUCUCCUCUAUGGCACACUUUUGCAUUCUUUGCUUCAGGGCGCAUUGUUGCAACAAGAUUUUGGCGCCGACGGCACUUUCAGAAGACUAGAUGCUGAAUUGAAGAAGGAUGAGAUAAAGCUAGAGAUAUGGAGUACAGAUAUGGGGAUCCUAGAUGUGAGGGAAGAAGUUGGAGUGAAGGCGGGGAGAGGGUUUGAAGUCUUUGGCGAGCGUUACAUCACAAAGGACCCAAAGCCUGAAGGAGAACUUCAUUCUAGCGCGGGUGAUCAGCCAGCUCUUCUCGCCAUCAAUGGUCUUCACGAGGUGGAAGAAGACAUUUGGUCACCGAAAUGGGGUCUGAAAGGCAAAAUGGACGCUUCUGUCCAGGCAAAGAUCAUCCGCGAUCCUCUGCAUGGUACGCAGGUCGAAGAACACGUUGCUCCAUUUGAGAUUAAAACAGGCAGAUCUGUUGGUGUGAUGGCUCAUCGAGCGCAAACAAUGUUGUAUACACUUCUCAUGGAAGAUCGAUAUGGUGUUCCUGUCCCUGCUGGUCUCUUAUACUACUCGGCGCUUGACACCAUCCUUCGAGUCGAAGCCAAGCAGAAUGAGAUUCGUGCCCUCAUUAUGGCUCGUAAUGAGCUCGCAAUGUACAUGUCAAAGCAGCGUAAAAUACCCAAGCAUUUGCCCGAAGGUGAUAGACCAGUAGAGAUUUUGAGAGGGGGUGUCGUCAAGAAAGAGAUGGUCAAAGAAGAGAAAAGAGAGGAGGAACUGGAAGCAGAAGUUGAAGAGGCAUUCUUGCCGCCGACCAUCGAUAAUAUGAGGGACUGUAAGAUGUGUUACGCUGUCGAGAGUUGUAUGCUCUAUCGCAAAGCCAUCGACAAGAUACCUCAAGACCCCGAAGACCCUAUUGCUGAGCUGUACGAGGAGCAUACAGGUCAUAUGACAGAGAAAGACGCUGAAUUCUACAAGAAGUGGGACACCCUCGUGACAGUUGAAGAGCAGGACACAGUGAAGUUUAGGUCACAACUUUGGACCAUGACUGCCAAGCAAAGAGAGAAAAAUGGAAAAUGUUUCAGUGAUAUGAUCAUUGAAUCAUACUCCAACGACCUUGGAAAAUCUCUUGCAAAAAUCCAUCGCCACAGUUACACUUUUAUCCGCGCUCCUUCUGCUAUCUCUGAAAAUACUACUUCUCUUCUUUCCGGACACAUCGCAAAAGGCGAUCCUGUCUCCCUUUCUAUUGAACCUGAUCUUCUUUGUAUGUGGCGAGGCUUCGUUACCGAUCUUACCCAGACCAGUGUCACUGUCGCCGUAACAUAUGUCAUCAACACUGAUGCCCUCCUGAAACGGACAGGACGAGAGCACCGCGUUCUCAGGGCGUCUGACGGGCAGAGUCAGGAUAAAGUGGUGUUUCGAAUUGACAAGGAUGAGAUGGCGAGUGGUAUGAUGCGGAUGAGAAACAACCUUGCUCAGCUGUUUUACAAGAACGGGGAUGAAGCGCGAAGGCGUCUUAUCGUCGACCAGGCAGCACCCGAGUUUGAGCCCUCUUGGCGUCCCGAACCUUCAGAGAUCCCUCCAUCUCUCAACUCUGAUCAGCAAAAGGCCAUGGAGAGUGUCCUCACUGCGCGAGACUAUUCUCUGAUCCUCGGUAUGCCCGGUACCGGUAAAAGUACGACUAUAGCAGAGACCAUCAAAGCGCUUGUAGCGAGAGGGAGGACUGUCUUGCUCACGUCUUAUACACACUCUGCGGUGGAUGCCAUUCUGAUGAAGUUGACAGAUGCAGAGUUUGGAGUAUUACGAUUGGGGAAUAUCGACAAGGUCCACCCUGAUGUGCAGCAUUUAACGCUUGAAGCGUAUGAAGCCUCGGCAAAUAUGGAUCAGUUGAAUGCGAGAUUGAUGACGCCUCCCGUUGUGGCUGCAACAUGUCUUGCUAUCGACCAUCCAUUAUUCUUCCGUCGUCGAUUUGACUACUGCAUCGUCGACGAGGCUUCUCAAAUCACGCUUCCCACCUGCAUCGGUCCCCUGCGAAUGGCAGACAAGUUUGUCCUGGUCGGAGACCAUUACCAACUGCCGCCUAUCGUCCGUCAUGCAGAAGCUCGUCGUGGUGGACUGGACGUUUCCCUCUUUCGGCAUCUCUCUGCCGCCCAUCCUUCCGCUGUCGUCGAUCUUUCUUACCAGUAUAGGAUGAACGAGGAUAUUAUGGCGUUGUCGAAUAAACUCGUAUAUGAGGGUCGGUUGAAAUGCGGGAAUGAGCAAGUGGCGCAGAGCGGACUCAAGUUGCGUUCUCGAAAGAGAUGUAAGGAGAUCUUUGGGGACGCCGGGUGUACGUGCGAUCAAGGGAAAGGGUGUUGGAUCCAGGACUUGUUGGAAGAAAGCGCAAAGUGUGUUUUUAUAGACACGGAUGGGGUACCUGCAUUAGACUCGCGAGUGGGAGAUUUGGUGCAGAAUGAGAUAGAAGCGAAGCUCGUCCAACAGCUGUCGACUGCCCUCGUAGCUUCGGGCGUACGACAAGAAGAUAUCGCGAUCAUCACGCCUUAUCGUCAGCAAAUCAAGCUUUUAUCUUCUUACCUCAAGCCUAUUCCGCGAGUCGAGAUCUUGACAGCAGACAAGUCUCAAGGUAGAGAUAAGGAUUGUAUUUUGGUUUCCCUGGUCAGAUCGAAUGAGAGUGGCAAUAUUGGUGAUCUUCUCAGAGACUGGCGUCGAAUCAACGUAUCCUUCACUCGAGCCAAAAAGAAGCUUGUCAUUUUUGCAAGCGCUAAAACUCUCAAUGCUGAUCCCCUGUUCAAGGAAUUCCUGGAGCUGGUGAGAGAGAAGGGGUUCGAAAAGAAGUUGAAGAAGGGUGACGAUAAAUUACAUUUUGUGCAAGUGCCAAAUUCCCAAGUACCGACACAAGACAAAGGGAAAGAGCGAGUGAAAAUAGAGAAGAAGGUUGUGGCAGGGGCAGGCAAAAGGGUUUUGAAUGGACGAGGACCGUUUGUGAAAGAAGUAAUGAACAUGGAAUGAAGAAGUUACUAGUCGAUGAUGUCCUUUUUUCCGAAUCUGACCAUGUAACAGUAACAACGGCAAAUUAUAAUCUUGUUAUAAUAAUGACAUCAUGUAUCUUGCGUUUUGAUAUCUGCUGGUGCUCAUUGGCUUCCUAGUUCGAUCGUUGGUUGAGCCGCAAUAUGCCCGGAAGAUUGAAAUGAAGAAGAAGGCUUUUGUUACAGUAAAUGUGAG